Molecule: messenger RNA, 489 nt
Organism: Drosophila grimshawi
Lineage: Eukaryota; Metazoa; Arthropoda; Insecta; Diptera; Drosophilidae
Exons: 3
Coding region: 34-489 (151 amino acids)
Source: RefSeq, a predicted model, not a curated record
UCUAUUGAGACCAGCUGGCCAUAGCAGGAAGAGAUGGAAUUAAAUUGGGUUGCAUUUACUUUAUGCAUAAGUCUGAUCCUGAUCAAAGGCGAAUCCUCUUUCGUAACUACAGCUACGAAAAAUGAAAUCUGCAAAGCAUCAAGGAGAGAGGAGGAACAAUGCGGAUCAUAUGCCUAUAAGGCCAUGAAACCACUGCUUAUCUACGUAGAAUUGAUGAGGACAAACGUGGAAAACCAUGAUAAUAUAACAUCCAUUAAGAAUAUGGAAAUAGAAAAGCAACAAUUGAAGAUAUCCCAACUUGAAUUAGAAUUGAGAGAGCAGAUUAAUAAGGGAUUGAUCAGCAGUAAAGACAAUGAAUUAAAGCAGCUACAGCAAAAGUUAGAUCAGAAUAAUGAAUGUGAAACUAGAAUUCAGGAAUUGAGAAACUAUAAGGAUAGAACAGCAAGGCAGGACUCUGAAAUCAAGGAGUUGCAGAAGAAACUAGAAUGA